UUCUCCGGGUCCUCCCCUCGCUGAGCCUUUUUGCAUAAAGAAAGGGAGCUCCCUGUUUCUCUCUGCGUGUUUCCCACCCUUCUACCCAGGGGAGAGAAAAAAGGCUGCUUGUUUCUCUCUGUGUGUUUUUCCCUCCUCCACCCGGUGAAAAAGGCUGUUUGCUUUGUUUCACUCGGUCACUGAUAAAGUCUUCCAUCGGGAACUUGCCUACUUCAGCGUUGUCUACUUUCUGUGCGUUGCCUUGCAUGUGUUCAAGAUGAAUCUGGACAAGCUCAGCAAACCUGAACUACUGACACUAUUUAGCAUUCUUGAAGGGGAACUAGAAGCCCGAGAUGUUGUCAUAGAAGCCUUGAAGGCCCGGCGCAGAGAUACUUUCAUUGAAGAGCGCUAUGGACAAUACAACAUUAAUAAUCCAUUUGCGGCUCUUCAGAGAGAUUUUGAAGCACUGAAUGAAGAGAAUCGUGAUGAUAAGCAGCCUGUUUGUACCAAUCCCUUGUCCAUCCUGAAGGUAGUGAUGAAGCAUUGCAAGAAUAUGCAAGAAAAAAUGUUGUUCCAACUAGCUGCAGCAGAGAGCAGGCACAGAAAGGUAAUCUUGGAUCUUGAGGAAGAGAGGCGGCGGCAUGCCCAAGAUACUGCUGAAGGAGAUGAUGUCACAUACAUGCUGGAAAAGGAACGAGAGCGGCUCGCACAACAGCUGGAAUUUGAGAAGUCGCAGGCGAAGAAGUUUGAGAAAGAGCAGAAGAAGCUAUUGGACCAGUUGGAGGAGGAGCAUGACCGCCAGCAGCAGCUUUCUGCCAUGCUUGUGUUGGAGUGCAAGAAAGCCACAGCCAAAGCCGCAGAGGAAGGACAGAAGCUUGGGGAGCUGAGGCUGAAGCUAGCUGAGGAAAGAAGCAAAGUAAGCCACUUGGAGGGAGAGCUAGCAGCCCAGAAGAAGAGAGGCUUGCAAAUGGAGGCGCGAGUGGAGAAGCAGCUGUCCGAGUUUGACACUGAACGGGAGCAGCUGAGAGCCAAGCUGGAUCGGGAAGAGAAUCGCACCAAGGCCCUGAAGGAAGAAGUAGAGAAUCUGAAGACAACUCUAAAAGAAUUAGAGGCCUCAUAUAAAGCUGGGAGAGGCAAAGCAGAGCACACGCCACUAAAGGUCUCAAAGGUAUCCACAGCAACUGCCACAGAGGGUUCAAGUAGGUCAGUCACUUGCCAGACAGAAAGCCCCUGGACAGAGAGCCUCAGCCAGGGAAGUACUAUUCGACGGGCACCUAUAUUAUCGCCUAUCUCUGCCACUGUUUCCCACUCUUAUACCAAGGCAAAUGGGCACUGUGAUGCUCAUGUACAAGCAAGUAUGGAGCCAGCUCUGCCCAAGGAUGAGCCGAUUGGACCAGCAGCUGAGAGGGCCACAGAAAUUAGCAGCUCCCCAGUGAGAACAGUUUCCCUUUCACCUUCAACCCCACCAAUCCCUUCCAGUGGGAUAUUCUUUUCUCCAAGCAACACAGCUUCUUCAUCUCUGACAUCCUCCCCAUGUUCCUCCCCAGUGAUGACUAAACGUUUGGUUGGAGCAUCAGUCAGCAGCCCCAGCUACCAAUCUUCAUACCAAGUGGGGAUCAACCAGCGCUUCCAUGCGGCACGUCACAAAUUCCAAUCCCAAUCUGAUCAAGAUCACCAGCCAAGCGGUCUCCAAAGCCCUCCAUCUAGGGAUCUGUCACCCACCCUGGUGGAUAAUUCUGCCGCAAAGCAGAUUGCCCGUAAUACAGUCACUCAGGUUCUCUCCAGGUUCACCAGCCAGCAGGGUCCCAUCAAGCCAGUUUCUCCCAACAGCUCCCCCUUUGGCACAGACUACCGAAGCCUGGCCACUCCCCUGAGCCCCAAAAGUGAGUGUGGCCCAGGCAAGGUCUCUGGCCCAUUGAGUCCACUGUCACCUGGAAUUAAAUCACCAACCAUACCCAGAGGAGAAAGAGGGAACCCUCCACCAAUUCCUCCCAAGAAACCUGGACUGACUCCUUCUCCAGCCAGUCCCACUCCACCAACUAAAACCUCCUCUCAGGCAUCUUCUCUGGGUUCUCCUAUGGACUUGGCAAGUAGCUGUUCAAGCAAUCCUGUUGUAGCCAAUGGGAAAGAAAUUGAGACCUUAUUGCCAACCAGUAGCUAGCUUCCAAAAGUGUUGCAUUCCAAGUGUUUGCCAUUCCUGGAGCUGAAACAGCUGCUACACUGUCUUAUCCACUUUAUGUUAUUUAUUAUUUGGCUAGUAACAAGAUCUAUUUGUAUAGCAUGUUUAGUGUACUUUUCCUUUUGAUUUAUAGUAUAUAGAAAAUAACACAACUUGUGUACAAACCUUUAAACACUAGAUCUUCAAGGUGUCUUAACGGCAGUAGGCACAUCGAACGAACAGAGAAGCAGUUGAUUUCCUGUGCUGGGAGCUGACCAGUGGACUAUGACAAUGAAGCAGUUGCUUUUAAAUUAUGCAGCAAAAUACACUCCAUGCAAACUUCCAUUCCAGGCAGACAUUUCCUAAGAAGUGCCUGAGCUUAAGCUGCACUGCAGCCAUGCAUGUGUUUCUCUACAAAACCAGAAGUGAUUGUCCAAUUGAAGCAAGCACAGAUUCCUCUCGGAAUCAUGAAUGUUGAAAUAACCACUGUCCUUAAUCCUUUCCAGUAGUUCUGUUAUCAGCAGAAAUGAAAUGUUCCAGAGGCCGGCCAAUUGUUUCCCUCUUAGGAAUCAAGUCAGUUAAUGUCGCUGCAUUGUCAGGCACAUUUGGCCUUAAUAGGGAGCUUUGUACAUCCUGAGCUUUUUCUAUGUGACCAUGUAAACAUAAAAUAAAAGGGGAGGGGGGCUUUAAGCAAUCAGGGUGCCAUUUUCCCCCAGUCAAGUACUCAUUUCUUUUUAUAUGUAGAGAGAGAAAAUAGGUGAGAUUAAAUCUGGAAGUGUUCCACUAGUUUUUUAAAAAUAUUUUUCACAUAUUUUGCUGUUCUGUAUGUAGAACCUCUGAGAGCAGAAUCUUCUGUGAUAAUGAUCUUAACAUUACUUGAAAUGAGAAGUGGUUAGUCAGUUCUAUGUGUGUUUUAGCACUGGAAAGAUAGGGAUCCGUGCUAGAUGAUUCAAAGCAAUAACGUUGGGUUGUAUCCAGCUAAGUUUUUCUCAAAGUAAACCCAUGGAAAUUAAUGAAGCUUGCAAAAGUCAUCCCUCCCUGGGAAGAGUAUAGCAUUUUCAAAAGUUGUGUGUGCUGCAAGGAGAAAAGGAAAUUUCUCCAUCAUCUACACAAACACAAACUAUUUCUUUUUCUCUCAAGAUCCUCAGGGAGCCAGAAACAUUGUGUGGUGCUGGUGACUUGCAGUUCUUACUCUGCCCACCAGCUGCUCUGGUCACACUGACAUCUGGACCUCUGCAAAGGUCCCUCCCUGGUGGGGAGGUUGUCUUCUCCUGCACCGGACACAAGGUCUUGAUGCUGCUUCAAGACUCCACUAUCUCCUACUCUAAACUUUAUUUCUAAGCUAUAUUGAAGUAUUUUAGCAAAGUGACUGAUAUUUCUGAGACUAGGAGGCCAUACCACUUGACUAUAUACCUCUUAAAUUUUGAUCAGAGUACCGUAAUUUCAGUUGGCUGCCCCUACACUAACAGUACUCCAGAAUGUCUUAUAGACAACUAGGAAAGCACACAAACAGUUCAUUUGUGCAGUGCAAGUUUCUGAAUAUGGUCUGUGCAGCUGCAUACCGGGUGAAUGGUUUCUUAUUGGUAUCUCUAUGAAUCAUGAACUAUAAGGGUAUUGUAGCAACCCCUAAAAUCUUUCCUUGGGAUUAGACUAACUUGUAUCUUGAUAUGAUAGAGAUUUAUAGAUAAUAAUAUUAUUAGGAAAAUGCACAGAGUAUUGUAGUCUACAGUGGAUGGUGGGAAGGGAGAAGGCAAGAGGAGAUUUAUAUUUUUGCCAGUAGUCUGUCUUCAGAGAUUAAGCUAAACACAACUAUUAAAAUGUUCCCAGCUAAUCCAGUAAGACAUCUAGUGUUAGUAUUGUAGGUUUUAUAUAGACCUGAGUGUAUGCAGGAAAAAAACAACAUGUUUAUUCUUCUCAGAAUCCUGUAUCGCUGGAGAAGUUCCUGGAUAAUAAUGAUGAUAAUAUAUUUUAAUGAAGUCAAAACUGCAUAAUCUAGUAUUAUCAUUAACACUGGUAUAUUUGUAAAGUCAAAUGUAUGAAGCACAGUCUUUUUACCAUUUUUAUAACUGGCAGCAUUAAACACCUCAAACGUUCACACUAUCAACAAAGGGUUAUAUUUUUAUUAUGUGAAUAUUGUGCAAGAACAUGUUUGAGAAGUAGGUUGGGCUGCUUGUAUCAUGAAAUGUUUUUAACUGGAUAGCCAUGAAGCAUUUGCUAGCAAUUUGUAGGCAUUUUGUUAGCUGUAGUAUGUCUGAAACACAUAUAUAAAAAUGUGCAAAUGUUUCCAGUAGCUGGCAAUAGCAGGGGCAAAGCUUUUAAAACAAAAAUAAGAAACUCCCUACUACUUGGUAGGAAUGCUGCCAGUAUUUGACAUCACCUUUGCCCUUAGCUUCUGGGCAAUUUAGUCUUUACUCUUCAGAGUUCUUCUAUACCAACAUCCAUGCCAACCAUUGCCAUGCAACAUAACAUUAUGAUGUGAUGGCACCUCUCCAGCCAGCUUUUGGUUAGGGAACCACACCUCUUCAUUUCCGCUGCACCUUCUGAUUCCUCAGUCUUGCAUCAUGCAGCAGUGAGCCAGCACCCUUGGGAAAUAUGUAUGCAUUUGUAAGAGGGUGCAUUAGGUGCAUACCUUAAAGAUUAUCUGCAACUUUGGUACAUCUGAGAUUGCAACCAUGGACACAAAUUUCUGUACAGAACUUUUUGUGCUUAGGUGCCAGCACUUGGCAGAGGAUAUGGGCACUUGGUCAGCUCAUUUCCACCUAUUUGAUCACACUUCUGCAUAUAACCUGAUUCUUUUUCCACUUCUGGGGGUGGAGUCAGACUUUGCAUAAGGCAAAGUCCUCUCCCUGGUCUGGAAUGUUGCAAAACAAUCCGUACAACAUCAAAAGCCUGUUAAGGUUCCACCCACCACUUUCUACCAUCCAGCGCUCAAAUCUGUGAAGGUAUUAAUCUCACCUAUGGCAAUCUACUUAACCCAGCCCAUUUUCUAGAGCUAUGGCUCCUAGGAGCCUUAGAGCAACUCUGCAACCUGCUUUGAAACUACGGGAAUAGAAGCAAAGAGACGAUUGCCGACAGAGCAUCUCUAUGCUGCUGCUUUAUUUUGUUUUGUCUCUUGCAGCUCACAUACAGGAAUUUUUUUCUUCACAAACAAUUACUCAAGAGAAAGGGGGAGGGGGAGUUUUGUCCAAAGUUUUCUUUCCCUACACUAAGAAGAAAACAGUGUCUGCACUGUCCCAGAAGUCAGAGUCUGAGACUUUAAACUAAUUCUUUUUUACUGGAGGAUGGGACAAGUUAAAAAUAUAUUUAUGACUAGGAAAAUUCCAGUCUUCUGACUCUUUCUUAGACUUCUUGCACUAUGACCAUGGGGUGAUGUGGUUAGAGUGUCAGACUUGGAGAACCUGUGUUCAAAUCCCUAUUUGGUCUUGAAACUCACUGGAUAACUGGCUGAGAAUAUGUAACUCGUCCAAACUUACAUCAGAGGGUUGUUGGGAAGAUAAAAUUAGCAGAGGUUACUUCCUACUGCAGUUACUCUCUUCAUUGUUAGAGCAGAGUCUUGAUUUGUGCAGCAACUUGUCUGCAGCUCUGAGAGCCAUAAUUUUCCAGUCCAGGAGUGUUCAAAAAUGAUUCUCUUAUGCCACCUUGUGUUGUGAAUAAUGCAUGCUUCUCUGUUGUCUCUGGCAGACAUAUAUUCUUGCAACUAUUAAAAUGAGGGGAUUGAAAGGCACGCUUGGAUUUAGGCUUAUCUCUUGAAUGUUAUUUCUCCAGGUGACUGGUAUUUUUCUUAAUUCAGUAGAAUUUCCACCUCAGUAGGUCCUUUCCCCCCCUAUAGAGCUACCAACAUAUGGGAGAAAGAUUACAGCAUUUGGGACUUUUUAGUUUAAAGAAAUGGCGAGGAAGCAGUAACUGGAUUGAAGUUUUUCAACUUCUAUAGACAAAGUGGUUAGAGAAAAGUUAUUUUCCUUCUCUCAUAACACUAGAACCCAUGGACAUUCAGUGAAGUUGAUUAUGAUGAAUACAGACUGCAUAGGCAUAGAAUUGACAUAAACACACUCAAAA
Messenger RNA from Podarcis raffonei (Aeolian wall lizard), 6193 nucleotides. It is a transcript of the gene CTTNBP2NL, whose product is annotated as CTTNBP2 N-terminal like. Lineage: Eukaryota; Metazoa; Chordata; Lepidosauria; Squamata; Lacertidae. The transcript has 5 exons. The coding region runs from base 257 to 2140 and encodes 627 amino acids. The record is from RefSeq and is a predicted model, not a curated record.